Zalophus californianus (California sea lion) is the source of this 4843-nucleotide messenger RNA. It is a transcript of the gene EIF2AK2, whose product is annotated as eukaryotic translation initiation factor 2 alpha kinase 2. NCBI's taxonomy places the organism in Eukaryota, Metazoa, Chordata, Mammalia, Carnivora, Otariidae. Gene Ontology annotation, biological process: protein phosphorylation. The record is from RefSeq and is a predicted model, not a curated record. The coding region runs from base 158 to 1819 and encodes 553 amino acids. The transcript is spliced from 16 exons. Gene Ontology annotation, molecular function: ATP binding; protein kinase activity.
CGCGGAGGGAGGCUCCAGCUUCCUGCGCUCCAGGAGCGGGAGAGCGCCGGGCGGCCGCCGCGGAAGGCGGAGCCCGCGGGGAAAACGAAAGCGAGAGCGAGCGGCCGAGAUCCUGCGGGCGGUAGUCGGCGGCUGCGGUGCGGGGUUACUAGAAGAAAUGGCCAAUGAGCGUCCACCAAGUUUUUUUAUAGAAGAACUUAAUACAUACUGUCAGAAGCACAGCUUGGUACUUAGGUAUUAUGAACUGUCUAAGGAAGGACCUCCACAUAACUUAAAGUUUACAUUUCAAGUUACCAUAAAUGAGAGAAAAUAUUCAGAAGCGGAAGGUAAAUCAAAGAAGGAGGCCAAAAAUGCUGCAGCCAAAUUAGCCAUUGAAAAACUUAAUAGAGAAAGCAAGGCAGUUAGUUCUUUAUCACUGACAACAACAGAUUCUUCAGAAGGAUUAGGCGUAGGAUCCAUGGAGAAUUUCAUAGGCCGUAUGAAUAGGCUUGCCCAGAAGGAAAAACUAUCUGUAAAUUAUGAACCAUGUGAAUCGAAAGAAUAUGGGCCAGAAAGAUUUUACUAUAGAUGCAAAAUUGGGCAGAAAGAAUAUGCUGUUGGUGGAGGUGCUACCAAACAGGAGGCAAAACAGAUGGCUGCUAAAUUUGCACAUGAGCAGAUACAAUCAGAGAAAACCUUAAUGGGUUACUCUUUCUUUCAGAAAGAUGACUCCCUCCUUCAGAAAGAUGAAGAAUCAAGUGAUUCUUGGACUACUUCACCUAGUGACUUGGGAAACAACACUUCGGUGAGAAGCAUAUCUGCUUCUAAAUCCCCACUUGAAAAUGAUUUCUCACCAAGUGCACCAGAAGGAAAUUGUAACAGCAACAGUGUAAACAAUUCUUCAUCUCCUCUGAGCAAUGUCAGAAGUAGUGAAAAGAAGGUGAAAAGAAGUUUGGCACCUAACUUUAACUCUCCUGUGACCAAAGAAAACAAGUACACUGUGGACGCCAGGUUUGCUUGUGAUUUUACAGAAAUAACACCUAUUGGCUCAGGCGGAUACGGUCAGGUUUUCAAAGCAAAGCACAAAAUUGAUGGGAAGACUUAUGUUAUUAAACGUGUUAAAUAUGAUAAAGAGAAGAAGGUAGAGCGUGAAGUAAAAGCUUUGGCAGCACUUGAUCACCCAAAUAUUGUUCACUACUAUGGUUGCUGGGCUGGGAAUGAUUACCAUCUUGAGGACAGCAUAAAUCCUUCAAGAGCAAAGAUUAAGUGCCUUCUCAUCCAAAUGGAAUUCUGUGAUAAAGGGACAUUGGAGGCAUGGAUUGACGACAGAAGAGGCAAGACACCAGACAAACCUUUGUCUCUGGAAUUAUAUGAACAAAUAGCAGCAGGUGUAGAGUAUAUACACGGCAAACAGCUAAUUCACAGAGACCUUAAGCCAGGUAACAUAUUUUUAGUAAAUACAAAACACAUAAAGAUUGGAGACUUUGGACUUGUGACAUCCUUGAAAGACUGUGCAAAUCGGACAAGUAAUACAGGAACUUUUACAUACAUGAGCCCAGAGCAGAUUUCUUCACCAGAAUAUGGAAAAGAAGUGGAUAUCUUUGCUUUGGGGCUAAUUCUCGCAGAACUUCUUUACAUAUGUCCCACUCUUUCAGAAACAAUAAAGAUUUUUAAAGACCUAAGGACUGACAAGUUCUCAGAUAUGUUCGAUGACAGAGAAAAAAAUCUUCUGCGGAAAUUAUUGUCACAUGACCCCACGAAGCGACCUAAUGCAUCUGAAAUACUGGAGACUUUGAAGGAGUGGAAGAAUGUUGUGAAAAAUGAACGAAGCACGUGGUAGAGCCCUUCUAAAAAAGUAUCCUACUUUGGAUAUUCAAUUUUUCUGUAACUGUCUAAAAUCUUCUAGGGACUGCUGAUGGUAUUUACCUUCUAUUUUAAUUUUUCCCUUAAUUUUUCACUACAUUUUAGGAAGGUUUGAAUCUUUUUUUUUUUUUAACUUCAGAAACAUUCAUACAUUUGCCUAAUUUUCCUGGCUCAUCUCCUUAUUAUAAACAUUGAGGGGAAUCUCUCAAAUUUUUUAUGUCAAUUAGUGAAUCAAUCAAUUAAUAAUAUUUAUCAAGUGUUCACUCUUUCUAGGCCAAAAAAUAUAUUUCCUUGUCUUAAAUAGCUAACCAGCUUGUUAGAGAAAUAUGGUAUCCCUAAAAAGAUAAGUGAUAUACAAUCAUUUUGGAAAACAAUUUGGUCUGAUCUGGUUAAGUUGAAGGUGUAUAUACCCUCAAAGCCAUCAGUUCCAUUCCCACUUGCAUGCCUACAAGAAUGUUCAUAGAAACUCUGUUUACAACAGCCAAAAGAACAAAAAACAAUGUCCAUCACAAGAAGAAUGGAUAGUUUUUUUCAUACAUUGUAAUACUCUAUAGAAGUGAAAAUGAACGAAUGACAAGCUAAAUGCAGUAACAUGAUACAUCUCAUAGGAACAUAAUGUUAAGCGAACACAGCUGGUUACAGAAAAUAUAGACAGAAUGGUUCUCUUUACAUAAAGUUCCAGAGAGAAUGCUAAAUGAAAUAAUUUUGUUUAGAAAUGCAAACAAAUGUGGUCAAAGAAUAAAAGGAAAGAAAGGAAUAAAGAAAUAAUGAAUCCCAUAGUGGUUCUCUGAGGAAGGACAAAAGUGCUGUGACCCAGGGGGUGAUCUGCGAAGGUAACGGUUCACCUUUUUAACUUAAACUGGCUGUUGAGUUUACUACUGCUUACUGCCUAGUUAUUCUUUUUUAUCUUAAAUACAUCUUGUAUCUAUUAGAACACACACUUUAAAGAGAUAACUGUGCCGGAAGGCAGGAGGUAAGCACAGAAAGUAGUCAAUCUGGCGGGGUUCACAUGAGAACCCUUUCUACUGAGGCAUCAUGGCGCAGGGCUUAGACGUGGUAUUCCAGUGAGACUUCAAGUAAGGGAGGGAUAUAGCUGAGUAGAGAGGAAUAGUACGGGCAGUAGUCUGGGCAAGAAGCGUGGCUUGAGUUCUGGAAGAGAUAUACCUGAGAAACUCUGAGUAUACUCGUUUGUCUCCCUGAAUCCCUGGAGGGAGUACCAGAAGAUAAUUUGGGUGGCAUCUUGGAAGAACCCGAGGGUUGAUUUAAACUUGAGAGCAACCAAUUAGCAUUCUAAAGUUGUCAUAUAAUUUUACAAGUUUUUAAAAUGAGCCAAAUUUAGGCUAAGCAGAAAAUUCCAGACAAAAUGCUUUUAUAAAGGCUUAGGGCUAUUUCUAAAGUUACUAAAAGCAGCUAAUACGGUUUUCAACUCCCAAUGCAGUAUGUGAUCAAGGCAGGGUUGAUCAGUGAAUGCUAAAACUAUUGGUUGAAAAGGUGUUGGGGAACAAGAUCUUCACAGGACUUAAAUAUAAUCCCACAGAUGAUAUAUCAGUUACAAGGGGGGAGAAGGGAAAUGCACCUUUACAAUGGAAAGAUCUCGUUGUGUCCUCCAUAACUACAUGAUUAAAUCUAGCAUCACUGAAGGUGGGACAAACUAAUAUUAUGCUUCUCCUGAUGUGAUUGAUGUAAGAAUUAUCUAUCACACUAUCACCUAUUUAGUUUUCUCGCCCAAAGCAUUUAGCUGAAAUUCAGUCAUGAAGAAAUUAUUAGACAAACCCUGAAUGAAGUCAUUCUAUAAGAUAAUUACCUUGGGCUUUUCAAAAAGGCCAAUAUCAUAAAAUCAAAAGUAGAGGAAACAUUCUAAAUAGAAAGAGGCUAGAGAGAUAUAAUGACCAAAUACGAUGUUUGAAUCUUGAUUGUACCCUGGAUGUUAAAAAGAAAAAAGAAAAAAACCCCAGCAAAUAGCUGUAAAAGAUGUUUUGGGGACAAUUAAGAACAUUUGGAUAUGGACUGCAUAUUAGAUGGCGUUAUAGAUAAUUGUUAAUUUUUGUAGGUGUGAUAAUAUUGUGGUCAUGCAGGAAAAUGUCUUAUUCUUAGGCAAUGCAUGAGGCAGUAUUUAGGGGUGAAGUGACAUGAUAUUGGCAACUUUAUUUUUUUUUAAGAUUUUUUAUUUAUUUAUUUGAGAGAGAGAGCAGGAGCGGGGUGGGGAGGUAGUGGUGGUGGAGAGGAAGGAGAAGCAGACUCCCUGCUGAGCAGGGAGCCCAAUGUGGGGCUUGAUCCCAGGACCCUGAGAUCAUGACCUGAGCCGAAGGCAGACAUGUAACCGACUGAGCCACCCUGGUGCCCCAAUAUUGCCAACUUUCAAAUGUUCAGCAAAAAUCAAUUAUGUACAUGGAGAGAGAAAAUGGGGCAAAAUGUUGAAAACUGAACAACUGAUACAUCUAGAUGGAGGAUAUAGAAGUUAUUAAUGCACAUAUGUGAUUUGGUUUUUAUACAUAUACAUAUGUGUGUAUGUGUGUGUAUGUGUCAGCUACAUAAUUUGUGGGACCCAAUGAAAUGAAAACAUGAGGCCCUUGUUCAAAAAUUAAGCAUGGGGGAUACUUCUUGAACAUGGAACUUUGUGCAACUGCACUGGUCCCACACCCAUGAGGUCAGACAUGUAUGUGAACGUACACAUAUCCAUAUACACACAUAUAUGUGCACACAUACAUGUAUCAGAUGAAAUGUUUAGAAGUCUAAAUACCAGCUUCUCCAAGACUCCGUUAUCCAGGGCACUGACUAGAAACAUAAACUCACAAUAUCCAUUCCCUACUUGAGUGUUCACCAUAACUUGAGGUUCCUGGCAUGUUCACUUUUUAUUAUAGAAUAAUAAAUGAUGCCAGUAUUAUUCAUAUUUAUUUUCAUAAAUUUUUAUGUUAAAACAUACAUCAAAAGAGAGAAUGGGGGGUGUCUGGGUGGCUCAGUCGGUUAAGCAUCCAACUCUUGAUUUUGGCUUAGGUCAUGA